UGACGCUCUCCCAACUGAGCUAUCCCCGCUUGAUGUUUUUUAAAGAUAUAUAUUUAAAAUAUCGCAAAACGAAAUUUUUUUUUGAAGUAUAAAGCAAAGCGACGACUUGGGGAAAAGUAGAUGAAAUUUUGGAGAGAUCUAUCUGCGAUUAUUUUUGUCGAAAUUCCCAAUUCCUGAGUCAAGAACCCUAAUUUCAAUAUGGUUUGCAUAAUGUGUUUGGUGCCGCUGUUCCUCAUCCCUCUCGUCAAUUUACUGCCUCGGAUCUUUGAUUUGUUAAUGGCCAAAGUGUAUGGAUGGUUCGGAUGGGAAUACAGGAAGCCAGCGAGAGUUCCUCCAGCUUGUCCUUUCAAGCCAACUGUCACCAAAGUAGCUGCAGAAACAAUAAGUGAAGGUACAGAAACGAUAGCUAAACCGGAGGAUACCACUGGUGGGGUUAAGCAGGAUUGAACCUUUAGUCGUCCUCCCUCCUUUAAUAAAGCUUUUAACAUUCUGUGGACAUGUUUUGGAUAAGAGAGGAACCUUUGUGUGUGUGUGUCAUAAUAAUGUACGUUCAAAGUUUAUGGUCAUUGUUGUAACAGAUAUUUUUCUUAUAUAGUGUUUACAUGUGCGAGACUUUGAAUUCCU
Messenger RNA from Brassica rapa (field mustard), 624 nucleotides. RefSeq lists its product as uncharacterized. NCBI's taxonomy places the organism in Eukaryota, Viridiplantae, Streptophyta, Magnoliopsida, Brassicales, Brassicaceae. The record is from RefSeq and is a predicted model, not a curated record.